GCUCAUUCUCGCCUGUAAGAAGGGUGUGCGACUGAGGACGACGGGGGCUAGAUAUCGUGAGACUGCCCUCAGAUGUUCAUGUUCUUAUAGUAUUACACCACUGUCUCUACCGCCGACAUGCCUUCCAUUGCCCCCUCUCAACUCAUCGCUCUCCAGUCCAAUGCUCAGAACAUCAGAAACAUCUGCAUCCUCGCGCACGUCGACCACGGCAAGACCUCCUUGACCGACUCCCUCAUCGCUACCAAUGGCAUCAUCUCGCCCAAGAUGGCCGGUAAAGUCCGCUACCUGGACUCCCGGCCCGACGAGCAAACACGAGGCAUCACGAUGGAAAGCAGCGCGAUCAGCUUAUACUUCAGCAUGAUGCGGCGGUCGCAAGAAUCCCAGGAGGCAAGGAAGGAAGAAUACCUGAUAAAUCUGAUAGACAGUCCCGGACACAUUGACUUCUCGUCAGAAGUGUCCACGGCGUCGAGACUGUGUGACGCCGCGGUCGUGUUGGUAGAUGCUGUGGAAGGUGUGUGCUCGCAGACGGUCACGGUGCUACGGCAGGUAUGGCUCGAGAAACUCAAGCCGCUUCUUGUCAUAAAUAAGAUCGACAGGCUGGUCACCGAGUUGAAGAUGAGUCCUGGCGAAGCGUACUCACAUCUCGAACGGGUACUGGAGGGCGUGAAUGCUGUUAUUGGUGGGUUCUUCGCCGGUGAGAGGAUGGAAGAGGAUCUCCUGUGGCGCGAGAAGAUGGACCAGAAACGCGCCGCGAAGGAGCAGCAGAAACAGGAGGCUUUGAGCGAAAAUGCCUCGGAAGCAGAUCUGGAUCAGCAAUUCGAAGAGCGUGAUGACGAGGAUUUGUAUUUUGCGCCGGAGAAGAACAACGUCAUUUUUGCGAGCGCGAUCGACGGCUGGGCGUUCACCGUGAGGCAGUUUGCUGGGAUCUAUGAGAAGAAGUUGGGCAUCAAAAGGAGCGUUCUCGAGCGGGUGCUGUGGGGAGAUUUCUACCUCGAUCCGAAGACGAAGAAGGUGCUCGGCCAGAAACAUCUCAAGGGCAGGAACUUAAAGCCGGUUUUUGUUCAGCUUGUGCUCGAGCCAAUAUGGCAGGUCUACGAUGCUACGCUUGGGAUCAAUAGUGGCCGUGGGGAUCCAGCUCUACUCGAGAAGAUCACCAAGUCUUUGUCGAUAAGUUUGCCGGCUCAUAUUACCAGGUCGAGAGAUGCGAAGGUGAUAUUACAGGCUGUCUUCUCGUCGUGGCUUCCUUUGUCGACGGCCCUGCUUGUCUCUGUGAUUGAGUACCUGCCCAGUCCACCCAGUGCUCAGGCAAUCAGAUUGCCGGGUAUGAUUGACGACUUGGUUGGUGCAAAGUACAUUGAUAAGAACAUCAAGGAGUCAAUGAUCAAUUUCAACACAACAAAAGCGGCGCCUGUUGUUGCGUAUGUUAGCAAGAUGGUCGCGAUACCGGAGAGCGAAUUGCCCACGAAACGAAGAAAGCUGGGGACGACGUUGACGGCAGAUGAAGCCAGAGAUCUUGCUAGGAGAAAGCGCGCAGAAAUAGCCAAGGCGCAAGCCGAGGCCGAGGGCACAACGGGUGUGGACGGCAUCGCGAAUGGCCUGAGCAAUACCCGGAUAGGGGAAGAAGUCGACGAGGAUGUUACACCUGAACAACCAGAAGAUCCGGAACAUUUGAUCGGUUUUGCACGGCUAUUCUCAGGCAGUUUGUCGGUCGGCGACGAAAUCUACGUGCUCCCACCGAAAUUCAAUCCCGCAUUCCCACAUGCCUCGCCUGAGCCGAAAAAGGUCCCCAUAACAGCACUGUACCUCCUCAUGGGCCGCUCGCUCGAGCCACUCGAGACCGUACCUGCUGGCGUUGUUUUCGGCAUCGAGGGUCUAGAAGGACAUAUCCUCAAAACCGGCACGUUGUGCUCCCAGGUGGAAGGGAGUAUAAACCUAGCGGGGAUCUCUAGUCUCAGUCAGCCUAUCGUCCGGGUUGCCCUCGAGCCGACAAACCCCAUGGAUCUGAAUAAGAUGAUAAGGGGGUUGAAAUUGCUCGAACAGAGCGACCCGUGCGCCAUAUACGAGCAGAUGGAGAGUGGUGAGCAUGUGAUUCUCACAGCGGGAGAACUACAUCUAGAGCGGUGUCUGAAGGAUCUCAAGGAGCGGUUUGCGAGAUGUGAUAUACAGCCCGGCGAGCCGAUCGUGCCAUACCGCGAGACGAUCGUCAGAGCCGAGGAGAUGGAACCACCCAAGAACAAGGAUCUCCCAAGGGGGACGAGCGUGGCUAUGGCGGCGUCGAAGGCGGUGAGUGUCAGACUAAGAGUGCGGCCGUUGCCGCAGAAAGUUACGGAGUUCUUGAUCAAGAGCGGGCCCUCGAUUCGAAGACUGUAUGCUGAGAGGCAAGCGCAGGAAGAUGGAGGAAAAGAUGGCGCUGAGGAUGGAGACGAGAAGGACGAAGUGGCUGAUCUGGGUAAUGAGACAGGAAAUGAAUGGAGCAAUCUGUCAUUGCAGGAGUUUCGGAAACAGCUGCAACUCGCCUUCGACGAGGUCAAAGAGGAGAAAGAGGUCUGGCAGAGAGUUAUACCUCGAAUUUGCGCAUUUGGGCCACGGAGGGUAGGCCCGAAUUUGCUCAUCGACGCGACAGGGAGGCACACGUGUAAAAGAUUUCUGCUGGAGGGUCAAGAGCUCGCUGAGCUCGGUGAGAUCGGUGCUCAGAAUGGCCAUGAUGAUGGGGACGACAGUGCAGCCACGAGACCGGCGCAGGACUUUUCGGACACGAUAGCAUACGCGUUCCAACUCGCCACAAGUCAAGGCCCGUUAUGUCGCGAACCGACGCAAGGUGUCGCCGUGUUCCUGGAGGAUGUCGCCCAACAACCAGCCGAGAACGGGGACUCGAGUGUUGAGUCAGGCCGUCUGACCGGUGAACUGAUCACGAGCGUCCGGGAGUCCAUCCGGUCUGGCUUUUUGGACUGGUCAUCACGGAUAUUGUUGGCCAUGUACAGUUGCACGAUCCAAGCAACCCCCGAAGUUCUGGGGAAAGUGUACAGCGUGUUGACGCGGCGCAGAGGAUCGAUCCUGAGCGAGGCAUUGCUCGAGGGCACGCCAUACUUUACAAUCGAAGCGACGCUGCCAGUCGCCGAAAGUUUCGGCUUCAGCGAGGAGAUCAGGAAACGCACGUCCGGGCUGGCACAGCCAAUGUUGAAGUUCGUCGGGUUCGAGAUGAUUGAUGAUGUCGAUCCCUUCUGGGUGCCUCGGACCGAAGAGGAGCUCGAGGAUUUGGGCGUGCAUGGGGAACGCGAGAACGUUGCGAAACGGUAUGUUGAUUCUGUGAGGCGGAGGAAGGGGCUGCUUGUCAAGGGCCCACGGGGUGGGAGGGAAGCAGAGAAGCAGAAGACGCUGAAGACAAACUAGAAGUGUCCUCGGACGGGUUUAGUCCAUAGAUCUAUAAGAAAAG
This is a messenger RNA of Exophiala xenobiotica, 3433 nucleotides long. RefSeq lists its product as uncharacterized. The transcript has a single exon. Gene Ontology annotation, cellular component: ribonucleoprotein complex; cytosol. Lineage: Eukaryota; Fungi; Ascomycota; Eurotiomycetes; Chaetothyriales; Herpotrichiellaceae. The record is from RefSeq and is a predicted model, not a curated record. Gene Ontology annotation, biological process: cytosolic ribosome assembly. The coding region runs from base 118 to 3390 and encodes 1090 amino acids. Gene Ontology annotation, molecular function: GTPase activity; ribosome binding; GTP binding.